AAGAAGAUUAAAAAGAAGACUAAUAUUUUUGAAAUUUAGCUUUGGAAGCUCGUUCGCUAUAACAAAAAAUAUCCUCAUUAUUUUUUUAUUCAUAAAAUGCCUUCAAAACCAUUAAAAAAAGAGAAAAUGUGUUGGUGGACGUGUGAAAAUUGUAAGAUUUUGCUAUUAUCAAUAGAGUUAGCGAAACAUCGUGCCGAUCAAUGCCGAAACCAGGAAGAGUUAAGUGGAUACGUUACCGCAACCAACGUGUUCGUUACCAAUAUCAUUGAAAACAAAAUACCAGAAGAUUGGCUCAACGUUGAUGAAGCCCAUAUGAAUGGAUUUGUACUCCUAAGUGAAACGAUAAUGAGCCGAUUAAACCUUAUUUUAGGAGAUUUAGUACAGUUAAAAUCAUAUUCUGAAGAUAACGGAUUCAUUCGGAGAGCUUGGCCAAUGGACGAUAAGAAUGGUGCUUGUGUUUUUGUUCCAGAUGCGUACUCAAGCCUUACAUCGAGCAUUUCACUGAGAGCUGUAAAAUGCAGAAUACCAGCAGCAGAUAAAAUUACUUUAAAGCAGCUGAAUAUAUCGAACGAACCAACUGACUUGAGGAAUAGAUCCUCUGUUCUAAAAAUAGUCAAAAAGCAUUACUUGAAUAAAAUAGUAAGUGUUAAGACUUGUUUGAGUAUUAAGCUAUGCAACAAGUUAUACAGUUUCCAAAUAAUUUUUCUAGACUGUCGGAAAAAAUCAAAUGCAACUAUAGUUGACCAGGUUUCUAAUUUAAGUUUAUUUGAUGGAUAUUAUGAAAUUGAUUCAAGUACUAAACUUGAGUUACAACCAGAAAACGUGAAGUUGAAUCUACACAUAACAAAUGACCUCAAAAAUAUUGGUGGUUUAGAUCAUGUGAUAACGCAGGUUAAGCAAUUGGCAUCAAUUGCAAUAGGCAUAUCCUUAAAUUCAAAAUUGGUGCCGAUCAGCAGAGGCUUAUUAGUUUAUGGAACAUCCGGAGUAGGCAAAACCAUGCUACUUUCCUCAAUCGCCAAUUAUUUUCAUUGUCAGGUAAUAAAAAUAUUGGCUGCAGAAAUAUACAGUAAAUAUUAUGGAGAAUCUGAAAAUAAUAUAUCUAACAUUGUAUCGAAGGCAAGUAAAAACUAUCCUGAUCCAACAAUAAUCAUUGUAGAAGAUUUACAGAAUGUUUGUCCAAAAGUUGAGACAAGCGAUAUAUGCAAAAGAAUUUCCGGUUCUUUUGUUAACAUGAUGGAUAACAUCCAUAGUUUGAAAGCAUGCAGCAGAACGCUGAUAGUCGCUAGUGCUGAUAACCUAGAUAAUAUAAAUCCCGUUCUUCGGCGAAGUGGUCGAUUUGAUUACGAAUUUGAAAUACCUGUACCAAAUUCAAGGCAGCGAGAAGAAAUACUCGUUAAAAUUCUGCACACGUACGAUAAUAAAUUACUUCCGCAAGAUAUUACGAAAUUGUCUCGCAUCACUAAUGGAUACGUAGGAGCCGAUUUAAUGAGUCUUGUAAGUCAUGCAGCUAAUACAGCGGAUACGGUGUUGGAUAUUGAUGCAUUGACUGCCGCUUUACGAAAUGUGAAAGCAAGUGCAAUGAAGGAAAUUAUGAUGGAAUGCCCAAAUGUUUUUUGGAAUGAUGUUGGUGGUCAAAACGACUUAAAAUUAAAACUAAUGCAAAUAAUCGAAUGGCCUAUCAACCGACCGGAAUUGUUUGCUCGCCUUGGUAUAACUGCCCCUCGUGGAUUGUUGAUGUUCGGUCCCCCUGGUUGCUCGAAAACCAUGAUUGCAAAAGCAAUUGCUACCGAAUGCAAACUCAAUUUUUUAUCUAUUAAAGGGUCCGAACUGUUUUCUAUGUGGGUAGGAGAAUCUGAACGUGCUGUUAAAGAUCUGUUUCGAAAAGCACGUCAAGUAGCCCCAGCUAUAAUAUUCUUCGAUGAAAUUGAUGCAAUUGGUGGUGAAAGAGCGGCGGAAUCGGGAAGUUCUGUAAAAGAACGCGUUCUUGCUCAACUUCUUACUGAAAUCGAUGGUGUAAGUGCUUUACAAAACGUGAAAAUUAUAGCUGCUACCAAUCGUCCCGAUUUGAUCGAUAAAGCUCUAAUGCGACCUGGUAGACUAGAUAGAAUAAUUUAUGUUCGUCUGCCAGAUGCUAUCACAAGAGCUGAAAUUUUUAGAUUGAAAUUGUCGAAAAUACCUAUUGCGGAUGACGUUUCUAUAGAUGAGCUUGUCACGGGCACAGAAGGUUAUUCUGGGUCAGAAAUAGAAGCUAUUUGUCAGGAAGCUACAAUAAAGGCAUUAGAAGAUUCAUUCGAGGUUACGAAAAUAUCGAAAUUAUACUUUGAGUAUGCUUUAAACAUAGUACAACCACGCACUAGUGUACAUUUGUUAGAGUUGUAUGAAGGUUAUAUGAAAAAAAUAAACAAUUAA
Uranotaenia lowii is the source of this 2409-nucleotide messenger RNA. RefSeq names its product ribosome biogenesis protein SPATA5. The transcript has 2 exons. The record is from RefSeq and is a predicted model, not a curated record. Gene Ontology annotation, cellular component: cytoplasm. NCBI's taxonomy places the organism in Eukaryota, Metazoa, Arthropoda, Insecta, Diptera, Culicidae. The coding region runs from base 97 to 2409 and encodes 770 amino acids. Gene Ontology annotation, molecular function: ATP binding; ATP hydrolysis activity.